Phragmites australis (common reed) is the source of this 999-nucleotide messenger RNA. RefSeq lists its product as uncharacterized. The record is from RefSeq and is a predicted model, not a curated record. Bases 206 to 718 code for a protein of 170 amino acids. The transcript has a single exon. NCBI's taxonomy places the organism in Eukaryota, Viridiplantae, Streptophyta, Magnoliopsida, Poales, Poaceae.
UGGAAAGAAUGACCAAGGAAGUGAAGGCAGACAUCAAAUCCCUUCCAAAUCCCUCGCCAGCUGCUCCGCUCUUGCUCCCUUCACUCCCAGGCAAGCAAAGCAAGCUCACCCAACCGCUGAGGCAAACCCUCAAAACCCAGGGAGGAAUCACCACCAGCGGAAGCAAGCAACCAAGAGCGGAUUGGAUCGAAUCGGCUGCCCACACAUGGCGGAUCAGGAGGCGCCCGAGCCGGCGUGGCCCCCGUGGACCUCCCUCCUGCUCCAGGCCAUGAGCCGGCGGCGGACCUGGGUGGCGCUCUUCCUCGCCGUGUACGCCGGGCUGCUCUGCUCGUCCUGGAGCCUGCUUGCCUCCGUCCGCGCCUGGUACUACUCCGCCUCGGCAGCGGGCCCGGCGGCGGCGGCGCCCGCGUGGCCCGCCGCGCUGUACGCGUCCGUGAUGUACGGCGCCGUGUUCGGGCUGCUGUCGAUGGGCGCCGCGCUCGCUGUGGCGGCGCCGGCCAUGCUGGUGACGUGGAUCACCGUGCUGGUGCUGCUGGCGUUCGCCGGGAAGCCCCGGAGGUUGCUUGUCGCGGAGGGGCGCCGCGCCACGCGGGACAUCGCAGGGCUCGCGCUCCGCGUGCUGCUGCGCGAGGGCAACGCCGUCGCCGCGCUCUGUGCCGCCGCCAGCUUCGUGGCCCUCCUCCUCGGCCGCCGCGACGACGGCGGCGGCGGCAGCUGAUCCAUUGCUUCCUAAUUAAUUUGAGCUGCCACUUCCCUCUUCUGUAGUUAAAUUUUCCGCUCUGAUCCUGUUCCUGUCCAGAUGCAACCGUUUGUAAACCAAGAUUUGAGGGUCUCGUUUUGUUGUUUCCCCCCGAUUUUUUCACCCCUGUAAACUCUGAAAAAAAAAAAGCACCGUUGUUGGCGUUAGCUAAUUGUAACAAGGGGGAGAUUAUGACACGAAAUUGUUCUAGUUACUUAACUAAUAGGGCAGUGAUGGCUGGGUAAUGGUACCCUCUUUAA